CAGGCACUCUCCCACUCCUCUGACUUCGCUCUCUCCAGCUCCUUCAUCUUCUCCCGAUAACUCUAAACUUGGGACACUUCACUGCCCGAGGACCAUCCUCAAACAACCCAAUCCAAAACAUAGACUACCACCAUCAUCAUGUCUCAAGAACUCAAUCAACGUAUCAAACCAACCCCAGUGAUCCAUCUGGCCGGUUCAUCCUCAUCCUCUGCCUCAGACGAUGAGGAUCAACAAUCGACCAUCCCGAUCUUCGAACUCCCUCAGUUUACCAUCAAAGAGCUACUCUCUGCCAUCCCUGCCCACUGCUUCCAACGCUCAGCACUCAGAUCUAGCGUUUACCUCAUCUGGGACAUCUUCCUGGCCAGCUCCUUCAUCUAUCUUGCUCGCUUCAUCGACCCUUACUUCAACUCUCUCUCCAACACAACCAAUCCUACCCUAAUCACUCUCGCCCGUUUCGCCGCUUGGGCCUUCUACGGCUAUGCUUCUGGCUUGGUAUGGACCGGCAUUUGGGUGAUCGCUCAUGAAUGUGGUCACCAAGCAUUCUCGAGCUCAAAAUCGAUCAACAAUACCGUCGGCUACGUCUUACACUCCUUCCUCCUAGUCCCAUACCAUUCCUGGAGGAUCAGUCAUGCCCAACACCAUGCUGCAACCUGUCACAUGAAACGAGACCAAGUGUUUGUCCCAAAGACUAGAUCCGAACGGGGCGUACCUCCCCUACCUGAAAAUGCUUCGAAACGUGAACGAGAUGGUGCUCUACCUCCCUCACUCUACGAAAAGAUGGACGACCUCUUGGAAGAUGCUCCCUUAUGGAACUUUCUCAACUUGCUCCUUCAACAACUUCUCGGUUGGCCCAUGUACAUCCUCACCAACGCUUCCGGUCAAAAACGCUACCCAUCUUGGACCAAUCAUUUCAACCCAAACUCAAUCAUCUAUGAUGCCAGACAUCGAUCCCAAAUCUUGAAGUCUGACCUUGGUAUCGGAAUCAUGCUCGCUGGUCUCACCUUCUUAGGCUACAAGACCGACUUCAUGACCGUUUUCAAGUACUACAUCGUACCCUACUUCAACGUCAAUCAUUGGCUCGUGAUGAUCACCUUCCUUCAACACAACGACCCAAUGCUUCCACACUACCGAGACGGAGCGUUUAACUUCCAACGAGGAGCUCUCUGUACCAUCGACCGAAACAUCCACAGCUUCUUCUUCCAUGGGAUCGCCGAGACCCAUGUGGCCCACCAUCUCUGCUCCAAAAUUCCUCAUUAUCAUGCUUGGGAUGCUACAGCCGCUCUUAAGGCUAAACUCGGCCCUCAUUACCAUCAGACUGACGAGGAUGCUUGGAUCAGCUUGUGGAAGGUUUACAGCCAAUGUCGAUUUGUCGAGGAUGAAGGUGACGUUGUGUUUUGGAAGAACGCCAAAGGCCAAGCGCAUCGUCGCUUAGGUAGUCCUGGCUCUAAGGGCUCGGUGUCCGACUCGGGCGUCGAAAUUAACGAUGUCUCGGCUUCCUGAACAAGCCAUACACAAUACACACACACAUCAUGCAUUAGACUCUUAGAUACUUUUUUUUCUCAAUAUACUUGUAUCCCGCUCUUUUCUGUCGACUGCUUUCUUUCUUUCUCUGCCCUUUUAUGCUUUGCUUAGCAACGUCGAGGAGGUAGCGAGAUAGAGAGACAGAGAUCGAGAGAGGGAGUGCGGGACUAGGAAGGGAGAUGGACGGGGUUGAGUGAUCCGGCCAUUUGACGCUCUUCAAAUCCACUUUGGUCUAUCUCUAUCUUCUGCUCUGCUAUCUUCCCCUUCCUCCAUUUCCAUACAUCUCUCUCUCUCUCAACUUUUUUUUUUCUUCAUCACAAUAUUGCACUUAUCCCUUCCCUUCCCCAAACCAAAAAAAAAGGAAGAGUUCAAGACUUACAGAUAUAUAAAUAGAGUAGCUUAUCCUCUUCCUUCUCCUCUAGUCUUCUUCUUCUAUCACUAUCAACGACCACCUCAAGACCAAAAACAACCAAAAUGCUCUUUCUUACACAGAUAUAUAACUCCUUCUAUUAUCCCCGGUCUUGUUUCCUUAUUUAUACUUGACAUGUCAUAUAUAUAUAUACUAUUCUUUUCUGAAACGCAGCCUAUCUUUUAUCACGUU
This is a messenger RNA of Puccinia graminis f. sp. tritici CRL 75-36-700-3, 2122 nucleotides long. RefSeq names its product omega-6 fatty acid desaturase (delta-12 desaturase). NCBI's taxonomy places the organism in Eukaryota, Fungi, Basidiomycota, Pucciniomycetes, Pucciniales, Pucciniaceae. The record is from RefSeq and is a predicted model, not a curated record. Gene Ontology annotation, biological process: lipid metabolic process. The coding region runs from base 139 to 1500 and encodes 453 amino acids. The transcript has 6 exons. Gene Ontology annotation, molecular function: oxidoreductase activity.